AUGAAUUAUUAAACAGUUUGGGAGUAAAUUAAGGUUUAUGAACCCCAUUGUCAAGAUUUCCAUUUCCUUGAUCUCCAAAGGGUUAAUGCUAAAUUAACAAUCACUAACAAUUAUAUUUAUUAUGGGUAAUUUGAAAACAAUCAAAGACAUGGAAAAGGCAUACUUUUAUAAUAAAACGGACGCAAAUACGAAGGCUAAUGGCAACAUGAUUAGAAGCAAGGUUAUGGAUGGGAAUUUUUGGCCAAUGGAUCUCAAUAUGAGGGCAAUUAUGUAACCGGAAAACCUCACGGGCAAGGCAAAUUCAUUUGGGCCAAUGGAGAAGUGUAUGAAGGUCAAUGGAACCAAGGGGUAAAAGAGGGUUAAGGCACAUGGCAUGGAUUGAACGGAGAACAAUAUUAAGGGGAAUGGAGCAAUAACAUAGCUUUUGGGUAUGGCGAACAUAUUCAAAGUAAUGGAGAUCGGUAUGUUGGACAUAUCAAAGGCUGGCUUAAAAAUGGAGAAGGUUAAGAAUACUUUAGCAAUGGAGACAUGUAUUAAGGGAACUAUCUAAAUGGCAAACCGCAUGGAUAUGGAGAAUACUAUUGGAGUAAUGGAGCGGUAUUUUAAGGUUAUUUUAAAGAUGGAUUGAGGUAUGGAAAAGGAAUUUGGAAAAGAAGACUAGAUUCCCCAACGGAUCAAUAUCAAGGGGAAUAUGAUGAAGAUAAGAAAAAUGGAUAUGGAAUAUAUAAAUGGUCUAAUGGCAAUGAGUAUCGGGGAGCCUUCAUCAAUGAUUACAAACAUGGAUAUGGAGAAAUGCAUUAUGUUGAUGGCAUGGUACUAAAGGGAAAUUGGGAAUAAGGGAAAUUAGUGAGCGAAAUUAAAUCAAAUUCCCCUAAAAAAACAUAGUCAUCACUCAAUAAUCACAUGAAAAUAAUCGAUAACACUCAUUGCUUCAAUAAAAGUUGUCGAAAUAAGAAUAAAUAUAUUGAGAUUCAAUUCGAUAAUAAUAAUUAAGUCUAGAACAAUGGUUACAAUGACUCUGAAAAUGACAGGCUCAGUAAUUCAAACUUAGAUGGAGAAAAUAGUAAUAAAAAUGUGUAUAAACAAAAUAAUCCAUCAACUUCUUAAACACAUAGAACCACAAAAACGAUUCGAAUAAGGUAGUAUUAAAAGGAUAAAUCCUUAAGUAUGAGUCAAUAGAAUUAAUAUUAUGGAUCAUCAAGUCCCAACAGAGAUAUUUCAGAGAAGAAUGUAAAACAAAAAACCUAAACUAAAUUCUGCAUCAGGACUUCAGAUAAUUACUACCUACAGAUAAGAAGACCCAAAAUACACUCCUAAUACUGCAAUUGA
This is a messenger RNA of Paramecium tetraurelia, 1329 nucleotides long. RefSeq lists its product as uncharacterized. The transcript has 3 exons. The record is from RefSeq and is a predicted model, not a curated record. NCBI's taxonomy places the organism in Eukaryota, Ciliophora, Oligohymenophorea, Peniculida, Parameciidae.